Messenger RNA from Protomyces lactucae-debilis, 1242 nucleotides. Its product is annotated as P-loop containing nucleoside triphosphate hydrolase protein. The annotation marks the transcript as partial. Gene Ontology annotation, molecular function: ATP hydrolysis activity; ATP binding. Gene Ontology annotation, biological process: protein insertion into mitochondrial inner membrane from matrix; mitochondrial respiratory chain complex III assembly. The record is from RefSeq and is a predicted model, not a curated record. Gene Ontology annotation, cellular component: mitochondrial inner membrane. The transcript has a single exon. NCBI's taxonomy places the organism in Eukaryota, Fungi, Ascomycota, Taphrinomycetes, Taphrinales, Protomycetaceae.
CUCUUUGUACUUGGUCUCUCAGUCGCUGCUAUACGCAAGCUCAUCUCUGCCGUGACUUGGCUUCUGGAUCGAACAUUUAUCAGUCGAGCAGAGAUUGAUAGCCGUGAUGAAGCCUAUGCUUGGCUCGAUAGCUUUCUGCGUGAGCACAAGGGACAAGAUGCACUUCAAUUUACAGUCACAACCAAGGCUCAACCAGGAUCUAAUGCACAGAGCAGCGAGGAGAGUCGCUCAGGAUUGAGCCCACUCCGUUUCAAUCCAGCACCCGGUUUGCACUUCAUUUUUCACAAAGGCUGGCCUGUGUUGGUAAGGCGACAACUUGCAGGUGAGGCAGGUCAAUCGAAUCUACUCAAGCCUUCUGAACGCCUCGAAUCCCUCUCCCUGCAAACACUGGCAGUUACGCCCCAAUGCCUGCAUGAUCUCGUCCAGUCAUGCAGAGCACAGUACAUCUCGCAAGAUCGCUCACGGACCGUGGUCUUUACUGGCACACAAUACGGUGGGUGGCAGCGGCUGCACUCAAGACCACUGAGGUCACUCGAUACAGUCAUUUUGCCGCCCAAGGUGCUCCAUCCUCUAUUGACUGACAUUCGUGAUUAUCUAUCGCCAGAGACUGAGCGAUGGUAUGCUCAACGCGGUAUUCCAUAUCGGCGUGGUCUGCUCUUUCAUGGUCCCAGCGGUACGGGCAAAACGAGUCUGGUAAUUGCACUUGCUGGCGAAUUCAACCUUGGCGUCUAUGUCGUCUCACUUGCAGGUAAGGGUAUGAAUGAUGAUAGGUUGCUUGAGCUACUAGGGAGCAUGCCACGCCGCUGUAUUCUUCUGCUGGAAGACAUUGAUGUCGCCUUUCCAGAUCGCGCCAAAGCUAGUGCUAGUAGCGACACUGUUGCAGAACGCGCUGCAGGCAUCACCUCCUCUGGUCUGCUCAACGCAUUGGAUGGCGUGGCUGCACAAGAAGGCCGGCUCGUGGUCAUGUCGACCAAUUACAGGGAGCGGCUUGACUCUGCGCUUGUACGACCUGGUCGUAUUGACCAUGAGGUGGCCUUCCAGCUUGCGAGCAGGGAAGAUGUGCAGGCACUCUUUCUCAAUUUCUUCGAGCAUGCCGAGGAGAAGGGCGCUGCGUUGGACGUACAGGAUGCAGCUGCUCGUUUUGCAAGUAAAGUUCCGGUUGGCAAGCUUAGUAUUGCAGCGCUGCAAGGCUUCCUCAUGGACAACAAACGAGAUCCAGAGGGUGCCAUCCAACAGAUCGAA